AUGGGCGAGGAACAAAUUGAUUUAAAUUUGAUGUCUUUUAGUAUAGACAACGUUUCAGAAGUAAAUGAUGAACAACAAACAUCAUGUGUUGAACCAUUACCAAUUAGUGAAAAUAAAUGUGAAAAACUUAAAUCAUGUCAACAUCAUAUUUGUGAUUUAAUUUGCCAUCCACGAGAAUGUCAACCAUGUGAUCAAUUAAUUAAACGAACAUGUUUAUCACAUGGAACUGGACGUGAAGUUUUAUGUACUAAUGAAACUGGUGGUACAAAAACAUUUACAUGUGGUGAACCAUGUGGAAAAUUACUUUCAUGUGAUCAUCAUAAAUGUACAAAAACAUGUCAUGAUGGACCAUAUCCAUCAUGUAGAGCAAUGAAAUAUGAUCCAAUAAAAAAUCCUUUUCGUUGUAAACAACUAUGCAAAAAAGAAAAAUCAUGUAGAAAACAUCGAUGUAAUCGAAUAUGUUGUAAUCUUGAUAGUCAUCGAUGUGAAUUAGUCUGCGGUAAAAUACUUAAUUGUGGUAUACAUAAAUGUAAAGAAUUAUGUCAUUUCAAUUUUUGUCGUGAUUGUUCAUUAUUCGAUCAGAAAAUAAAAUGUCAUUGUGGUGAAACAGUUAUUAAACCAAAAUCUAAAUGUCUUAAAACUCUUCGAAUAUGCUAUUUUUCAUGUAAGCGAACACAUGAAUGUGGUUAUCCUGCUAAUCAUUGGUGUUAUUAUGAUGGUGAAUGUCCACCUUGUACACAUUCUGUUUCAAAAAUGUGUGUUGGAGAACAUGUGCCAUUUGAUGUUCCAUGUCAUGUAAAAACAGUAUGCUGUCGUCAACCAUAUGGUAAAUUUCUUCCACGUGGAGUUCACACAUAUCAAUGUUCAUGUCAUUCUGGUUUAUGUCAAUCAUUUGAUCAAAAAUGUACACAACGAUGCAAUAUAAAACGACAUGAAUAUGGUCAUAGAUGUAAUUUAGUUUGUCAUGGAUCUGAACCUUGUCCAGUAACAACAUGUGAAGCAAUAAUUAAAGUUCGAUGUCAAUGUGACAGUUUAAUAAAAGAUGUUAUUUGUAAUGUAAAAUCAAAUCAAUUUAAUGAAGAAAAAGUUCAUAUUGAUUCAACAUCACCUAGUCAAGCAUUGCCAAGUCGAACAACUAGUUUUAAAUUUUUAUUUGCACCAAAACCAAAACAAGAAUUAGAAUGUGAUGAUGAAUAUCGUAUUAUACAACGAAAUAACAAAUUAACUCAACCUUUUACAUUUAAUUCCAAUGAACGACGACGAUUACCGGCUAUUUAUACACAUCUUUUACGUGAAUAUGCAAAGAAAAAUCCUGAGUUUGUUCAAAAUAUUGAACGACAAUUCGCUCAACUUAUGACGGAUAUUAAAAAUGAUCGUGCCUUAAUGUGA
This is a messenger RNA of Rotaria sp. Silwood2, 1389 nucleotides long. The record is from the annotation of a GenBank genome assembly. Lineage: Eukaryota; Metazoa; Rotifera; Eurotatoria; Philodinida; Philodinidae.